This is a messenger RNA of Lycium ferocissimum, 1419 nucleotides long. RefSeq lists its product as uncharacterized. The record is from RefSeq and is a predicted model, not a curated record. Lineage: Eukaryota; Viridiplantae; Streptophyta; Magnoliopsida; Solanales; Solanaceae. The transcript is spliced from 4 exons. The coding region runs from base 1 to 1419 and encodes 472 amino acids.
AUGGCGUACGUUCCAUUACUAACUCAGGGUGAAGGCCAGUCUUCAUUCAUACCAUCGGCUGGAACCGAAGGUCCUGAUAGGGAGUUAGAAUCUAUUGCUGCGGGCAUUGUCCCGUCGGGUUUUAGUUACACGAAUGACUGUAAAGUUCUUCACCAUCUUGACCCGGUGGAGGAUUUCGAAUCUCUUAUCGAUGAUAGCGCCAUUACCACGGUUAGGGAAGAUUGUCGUCUAGGCGCGGACGUUGACCUUCUCCCCGUUGGGGAGGGAUUGUCUAAGGCCACCAGAAUUCGAGGCCAGGAAACUGCCGAGGCCUCAGCCGACGAGCAAGAUAUCGAAGCUCCCGGUCAGGGAGAUCUGAUUGUAAGGAGGAAAAGAAAAUCCUCCGAAUCAUCUCAAGCCCCGUCCCAGGCUAAGAAAAGAUCGAGGGAUGUCACUCGAGAGGCCUCAUCGGGAGGUACCCCGGCCCGCGCUCUGGAUGCUGAGGUCGUCGGUCAAUUAUUGGACCAUUCAGACGACGAUGAUCAGGUUUGGGGUGGGCAUCAUCUUAUUGACGAGCUUCUCGAGCAUGAUUUACCUAGUUCUGCUGCAGCUACUCCACCGUUAGUGAAAAGUUCAAGCCGAAUCCCGAGUGAUAUCUCGAAGUCGACCGAUGCCUCCGUGCUUCACCAUGCGAGCUUCCAUCGGUUUAGGCACGAAGUGGGUCGGCUCAAGGAGGAACUUGACAUUAAGAGUCGGGAGGUGGACGAGCUCAUGGCCUUAUAUGAAAAGAAAUUGGAAUAUAUCUCGUCUCUCCCUGAUCUCUCCCUCCUUAAAUCGGAUCUAGCAGCGGCUCGGAGUGAAGCCGCCGAAGCCAAACGGGAACGUGACCAGUUGGCUGAGAAGGUAAAGGCUUUCGAAAUUUACAAUAAGUCUUUAAUAGCCGAUGCUAAUACCCUCGCUUCUCAGGCCCGAGCUUAUGUCAGCCAGAUCGAUCAACUCCGGGCAGAGCUCGAUGGGAUCAAACCCGAGCUUGAUUCCCUCCACGAAGCAACCGUCGGUGCUGUGGCCGAGCGUGAUAUUCUCCGGGAGCAACUUCGGUCGUCGUCGGAACAAACGAACAGCCUUAGCGCAUCACUUGCUGCGGCCGAGGUGGAAAGGGAUCAAUUGAGCCAGCUCUCGGGUUAUGAUGACAUGCUCGAGCAGUAUAAGGUCGAUGUGACUGCCGUCGAAAAAUCCAGUGAUCUUAGAGCUGAGUACGAGCGAUGUUUGUCCCGGAGGAGGACCCUCGAGGAAGUUCAAGCCACUGGUGUGGACUUAUCGGGUUUGAUCGAGGAAGCAAAAAAGCUUGAAGCAGAAGCAAAGGCUGCGUUCGACCCCGAGGAUUCUGAUAUUGACGCCGAGUCGGCCGAUGAAGGGGCCGAGGAAUCUGAUAAAGAAUAG